Caenorhabditis briggsae is the source of this 369-nucleotide messenger RNA. Gene Ontology annotation, biological process: DNA-templated transcription. Gene Ontology annotation, cellular component: RNA polymerase II, core complex. The coding region runs from base 1 to 369 and encodes 122 amino acids. The record is from RefSeq and is a predicted model, not a curated record. Lineage: Eukaryota; Metazoa; Nematoda; Chromadorea; Rhabditida; Rhabditidae. The transcript has a single exon. Gene Ontology annotation, molecular function: DNA binding.
AUGACAUGUGCUGGAAAUCUCACCGACUGCCCCGGCCAUUUCGGUCAUUUAGAACUGGCGAAGCCCGUUUUUCACAUUGGAUUCCUCACAAAAUCCCUCAAAAUCCUUCGUUGCGUCUGCUUCUACUGCGGACGUCUUCUGAUUGAUAAGACGAAUCCACGUGUCAUGGAUAUUCUCAAAAAGACGAGUGGGAAUCCGAAGAAGCGACUGGCGCUGAUCUAUGAUCUCUGCAAAUCGAAAUCCGUGUGUGAGGGUGCCGCAGAGAAGGAGGAUGGACUGCCAGAUGAUAUGGAUGAUCCGAUGAAUGAGGUGUGUGGGCUGGAAAUUGCUGAAAUUCCCGAAUUUCAGCCUGAAAUUUGCGAUUUUUGA